Molecule: messenger RNA, 1475 nt
Organism: Gastrolobium bilobum
Lineage: Eukaryota; Viridiplantae; Streptophyta; Magnoliopsida; Fabales; Fabaceae
Product: receptor-like cytosolic serine/threonine-protein kinase RBK1
Exons: 7
Coding region: 30-1229 (399 amino acids)
Biological process (GO): protein phosphorylation
Molecular function (GO): protein kinase activity; ATP binding
Source: RefSeq, a predicted model, not a curated record
AAAGAGCAGUUGGCGGAGAAAGUCACGUUAUGCAAUGGAAGUCAAUGAUUGACGUUUUCAAGUUCAAGUCUGUGCGAAAAUUAACAAGCAUUCCUCUGCUUUCAACGACACAUGAAGUAUCUAAGAAAGGGUUGACAAAGAAGUUGGCUCGUAUUCGGAGUGCGGAAGAUAGUAUUGAUAUUGGAGCUAUUGCUACGAAACCCUCUUGGAGGAACUUCGAUUACGCAGAGCUCGCAGCUGCAACUCGUGAUUUCAGUUCUGAGAACUUGGUUGGGAAAGGUGGUCAUGCUGAAGUAUACAAAGGAUACUUAUCCGAUGGUCAAGUUGUAGCAAUAAAGAGGUUAAUGAAGAACGAAAAGGAUGCAGGGGACAGAGCUUGUGAUUUCUUGACAGAGCUUGGGAUUAUUGCACACAUAAACCACCCAAAUGCAUCACGCCUUGUUGGGUUUGGGAUCGAUCAUGGCCUCUACUUUGUCCUAGAAUUUGCUUCACAUGGCAGCCUUGCUUCUUUGCUUUUUGGUUCUGAAUGCUUGUGUUGGAAGAUAAGGUUCAAGGUAGCUAUUGGGGUAGCAGAGGGAUUGCAGUAUCUCCAUCAAGAUUGCCCAAAAAGAAUCAUUCACAGGGACAUCAAAGCCUCCAACAUAUUACUCGGCCAAAACUAUGAAGCUGAGGAAAAUAAUUCGUUCUGUUAUGAACUUCAGAUUUCAGAUUUUGGACUGGCCAAGUGGCUCCCAAAUAAGUGGAUCCACCAUGUUGUCUUCCCAAUAGAAGGCACAUUUGGGUAUUUGGCUCCGGAGUACUUUAUGCAUGGACUUGUGGACGAGAAGACUGAUGUAUUCGCAUUUGGGGUUUUGUUAUUGGAACUCAUAACAGGUCGUCGUGCAGUUGAUUCAAAUAGCAAGCAAAGUCUUGUGAUAUGGGCCAAGCCACUGCUGGAUGCAAACAAUGUAAAGGAAAUAGCAGACCCCAGAUUAGAAGGGGAAUAUGAUCCUACUGAAAUGAGGCGUGCCAUGAUGAUAGCUUCCAUGUGUGUCCACCAUGCAUCCUCCAAGCGACCAUACAUGAAUCAGGUUGUGCCGCUACUAAAGGGUGAAGAGGCAACUAUAGACCCCAAGCAAAUUUCAGUUGCACCAAAAUCUCUCAUGUUAGAGGCAUGUGACUUGGAAGAUUAUACAUGCUCUAAUUACUUGAAGGACCUGAACCGCCAUAGGCAACUAAUCCUGGAGUGAUCCAUGGUUAGUCAUGCUUGCUGUCUACUGCAUUGUGGGAUUUCUUGUUUUCCCCAUGUAUAUCUAUUGAAGGCUAUGGAAUGAUCUUUGUUGCAGUGUGUGUUUUCUUCAAGCUUAGUAGGCUGUAAUAUAGGAAGAACUUGUAGGGAGCAUCAGUCAAGAAGCAAAUCAUAGUUUUAGCUUUGGGUAUUGAGGCCCGAGAACAACUAUUUCUCAAGCAACAAUGUAAUGUAGAAAUGAUGCGCC